Messenger RNA from Periophthalmus magnuspinnatus, 4449 nucleotides. RefSeq names its product ras-specific guanine nucleotide-releasing factor 2-like. Lineage: Eukaryota; Metazoa; Chordata; Actinopteri; Gobiiformes; Gobiidae. The transcript has 29 exons. The record is from RefSeq and is a predicted model, not a curated record. Gene Ontology annotation, cellular component: plasma membrane. Gene Ontology annotation, molecular function: protein binding; guanyl-nucleotide exchange factor activity. Bases 1 to 3669 code for a protein of 1222 amino acids. Gene Ontology annotation, biological process: Ras protein signal transduction; positive regulation of GTPase activity.
AUGGCGUUCACAAUCUCAGAAUUUGCAUGUCAAUGUAUGUUUCGCUGCUGUCUUCAACACGACGUGACUAAAUUCCACAACAUUGCAAUGCCCAAAUGCCUGAAGGUGCCACAUUCAUCUGUUCAAGCAAUUCUAUGCAAUUACUCUGACAUCAUCAUUGAACGCGAGGUCCUGAUGCAGAAAUACAUCCACCUGGUUCAAAUAGUGGAGACGGAAAAGGUAGCGGCCAAUCAACUGCGGACCCAGUUGGAGGACCAGGACACGGAGAUUGAGAGGCUUAAAUCUGAGAUUGUAGCUUUGAACAAAACCAAGGAACGGAUGCGCCCGUACCACGUCCCUCACAAUAAUGAAGACCCAGAUAUUAAAAAGAUCAAAAAGGUGCAAAGUUUUAUGCGAGGCUGGCUCUGUCGAAGGAAGUGGAAGAUCAUUGUACAAGAUUAUAUCUGCUCCCCUCACGCCGAGAGCAUGAGGAAACGUAACCAGAUUGUGUUUAACAUGGUGGAGGCAGAGACGGAGUACGUGCACCAGCUGUACAUCCUCGUCAACUGUUUCCUUCGGCCUUUGAGAAUGGCCGCCAGCUCCAAGAAGCCGCCCAUCAGCCACGACGACGUGAGCAGCAUUUUCCUCAACAGCGAGACCAUCAUGUUCUUACACGAGAUCUUCCACCAAGGACUCAAGGCGCGGAUCGCCAACUGGCCCACCCUAGUGCUGGCGGACCUCUUUGACAUCCUGCUGCCGAUGCUGAACAUUUACCAGGAGUUUGUGCGUAACCACCAGUACAGCCUGCAGGUCCUGGCCAACUGCAAACAGAACCGUGACUUCGACAAACUGCUCAAACAGUAUGAGUCCAAUGCCGCGUGUGAGGGCCGCAUGUUAGAGACUUUCCUCACCUACCCCAUGUUUCAAAUUCCGCGGUACAUCAUCACUCUGCAUGAACUGCUGGCUCACACGCCUCAUGAACACGUCGAGCGUAAAAGUCUUGAAUUUGCUAAAUCCAAACUGGAGGAGUUGUCACGAGUGAUGCACGAUGAGGUGAGUGACACAGAAAACAUCAGGAAGAACUUGGCCAUCGAGCGGAUGAUUGUGGAAGGCUGCGACAUUCUGCUGGACACAAGUCAGACUUUUGUGAGGCAGGGCUCGCUGAUCCAGCUGCCCUCGGUCGAAAGAGGGAAACUCAGCAAAGUUCGUCUGGGCUCGUUGUCCCUGAAAAAAGAAGGAGAGCGACAGUGUUUCCUCUUCACCAAACACUUUCUCAUCUGCACGCGCAGCUCCGGAGGCAAACUGCACCUGCUCAAGCAGGGUGGUGUGUUGUCCCUGAUAGACUGCACCCUCAUCGAGGAGCCAGAUGCCAGUGAAGAGGAAUCCAAGGCUGGCCAGGGAUUUGGUCAGCUGGACUUUAAACUGGUUAUAGAGCCAUCGGACUUGCCUGCGUUCACUGUGGUUCUCCUGGCACCGUCAUUGCAAGAAAAGGCUGCAUGGACCAGUGACAUUAGCCAGUGCAUUGAUAACAUUCGUUGUAAUGGCUUGAUGACAAGUGUGUUUGAAGAGAAUUCCAAAGUUACUGUGCCUCAUAUGAUCAAAUCCGAUGUCCGUCUCCAUAAAGAUGAUGUUGACAUUUGCUUCAGCAAGACGCUCAACUCCUGCAAGGUUCCGCAGAUCCGCUACGCCAGUGUGGAGCGCCUUCUGGAGAGGCUCACAGACCUGCGCUUCCUCUCCAUCGACUUCCUCAACACUUUCCUGCACACGUACAGGAUCUUCACCACUGCCGCUGUGGUUAUGGACAAGCUCGCAGACAUCUAUAAGAAGCCCUUCUCCUCUAUUCCCAUCAGCUACCGGACGCAGUAUCACUCAUUUGAUCGUCUGUCCAUCUCAUCCAUCUGUCCUGACUACAGCACCAGAAUCAAGAAGAUAACCAUCGACCAGUCAAAGUCUUUGGAGUUGUUCUUUGCCACCAGUCAAAACAACAGAGGUGGGGACCACAUUAAUGAUAAAUCUCCUCGUCUUUGCCGCAAGUUCUCCUCCCCGCCCCCCCUGUCCAUCCAGUCCCGCACCUCGUCCCCUGUGCGGAUGCGUAAACUGUCGCUCCACUCUCCGGUCACAUCCAAGGUGGGAGGUCUGGACCUGACCAGUCCUGUGUCCAACCCCACCCUGAACCACAACAGCUCCCAGUCUGCAGCCAGCAGCCCCACCUCCGCCGGCACACCCCAGACCCCCACCCUGAGUGCUGUGUCUCCCCCUCCGCCCUCCACCUCACCUCCACACGGCAACUCCACCUCCCCUCCACAUAGCAAUGGCAGGCUUCCCCAGGACCAAGCCCCUCCUAUCCCGUCAUCUCCAGACCAGAGCACCAGCCCCAGUGCAGAGGGGGACGAAGUGCCCAGGGUCGACCCCUUCUGUGGCAAACUGCGCCGCAGCAUUCGCAGAACGGUGCUGGAGUCUGUGUCAUUAGAGAAAAUCCUUCCCGAGUCCCCCCAAAGCAGUGAAGCAGGAGACAUGUCACCGUGCCGAUCCCCCUCCACACCUCGCCACCUCCGCUAUCGCCAGCCAGGAGUCCAGUCUGCAGAAAACUCUCGACACUCAGUUUCUCCAGCGUCGGCCUUCGCUAUCGCCACAGCCGCCGCAGGACACGGGACUCCACCAGUAUUUACAAACUCUGAAAGAACGUGCGAUAAAGAGUUCAUCAUCCGCAGAGCUGCGACUAACAGAGUCCUGAACGUGCUACGCCACUGGGUGUCCAAGCACUCACAGGACUUUGAAAUGAAUGCUGAGUUGAAGAUGUCCGUGGUGUGUCUCUUGGAGGAGGUUCUUCGAGACCCAGACCUGCUGCCUCAGGAGAGGAAAGCCACUGCGAACAUACUGAGUGGACUUUCUCAGGACGAGAUGGAGGAGGCCCAGCUGAGGAUAGAGGAUAUCUUACAAAUGGCGGACUGUCCGAAGGCUGAGUGCUUUGAGUCUCUGUCAGCGAUGGAACUAGCCGAGCAAAUCACACUACUGGACCAUAUUGUCUUCAGAAGCAUCCCCUAUGAAGAGUUCCUGGGCCAAGGCUGGAUGAAAGUAGACAAGACUGAGCGUACGCCUUAUAUAAUGAAAACCAGCAAGCACUUUAAUGAUAUGAGUAACUUGGUGGCAUCUCAGAUCAUGACCCACACAGAUGUAGGCUCCAGGGCCAGCUCUAUAGAGAAGUGGGUGGCUGUGGCUGACAUCUGCCGCUGUCUCAACAACUACAACGGGGUGUUGGAGAUCACCUCUGCUCUUAACCGCAGUGCCAUCUACCGCCUGAAGAAAACCUGGGCCAAAGUCAGCAAACAGACUAAAGCACUAAUGGACAAACUACAGAAGACUGUGUCAUCUGAAGGCCGCUUCAAAAAUCUGAGAGAAACCCUAAAAAACUGCAACCCUCCCUGUGUGCCAUAUCUGGGAAUGUAUCUGACAGACCUGGCCUUUAUUGAAGAAGGAACACCCAACUUUACUGAAGAGGGUCUUGUCAACUUCUCCAAGAUGAGAAUGAUUUCCCAUAUCAUCCGAGAGAUCCGGCAGUUCCAGCAGACUCCUUACAGAAUAGAGCACCAACCCAAGGUGACCCAGUACUUGUUGGAUAAGACUUUGAUCAUGGACGAAGACACACUGUAUGACCUCUCUCUGAAGAUCGAGCCCAGGCUUCCAGCUUGAGCGGAGGGGGCUGUUAUUGGCCAGUGAUCGCAGGCUAAAACGUGGACCCUACGGCUACACGCCCAUUUCAUCUCAUCAGUGCAGAUGGAAGAGCAAUGCAAAGUUACGACAGCUUUGUGCACGGGACAAUAAGAAAGACUGAUGUUAUGAAGAUAUCCGCUGAGAUUCAGUUGGGAACAGGGUUACUGAGUCAUGGCACUUUGAGAGCAGGAGAAUGACUGAUGUUAUGGAGCUGAUAGGAAACGGUUUGAAGCGAAUGACAUGCUGCUGUGCACUCAUUAUUGAUGGCGGAACAGGCAGAUCGGGAAGGCUUGAGAGCUGCGUGGUGGGAAUUGAUCAAAACUAUGGAUUUUACUGAUGUAGCAAAUACAGAGCGUGUGCCGGAGCAGUUUUGGAUAGUUUUCGUAGUCUUUGUUCUGCUGUCUGUGCAUUUCUGUUUCGCAUUAUACUCAGAGCAUGUCUCCCAACACGCUUCUGUCAUGACAAAGAGCUGGCAUGAUUUGAGCUCAAGAUAUUACCGCGCAAAAGGCCUUCAUCCUGACCCUGAUUCUGCCUUAUACUCAGAUUGGUCUAUGCCACUAUUGCAUCCUCAAUGUUGGUUAUGCUCUCAUAUACAAACAGAAAAAAUGUGAAUCUGCUUGAUGUUUUUACUUUUUUGUACCUAAGAAUGCUAAAAAAAUAUUGUCCAUGUGAAUGAUGUUAAAGGUAAUACAUUUUCGUGCCUUCUAAUAGUUUAUGGGUCAGCGUUUCAAUUUGCAAACCCCCCCCCCCCUUAGGAAU